CGGCGGCCGUUCUAGCCGGAGCCGUCUCUAUGGCCGCCGCGUUUUGCGAUGUUUAUUGUCUCGGGGACAGGGCCCGGGACCCGGAACAACAAAGAGCGAGAGCGACGGGGCGCGUAGCAACCGGGCCGCGCGCGGCGGAGCCGGGGACACUCAACCGCCGGCCCAUGCGAAUGUGAUCUUCAUGGUAUGCUGGUGGGGAAUCUGAGUUUUCAACCACCCCAAUGGAUGCAGACAGUGAUGUUGCAUUGGACAUUUUAAUCACAAAUGUAGUGUGUGUUUUUAGAACAAGAUGUCAUUUAAACUUGAGGAAGAUUGCAUUAGAAGGAGCAAAUGUGAUCUACAAGCGUGAUGUUGGGAAAGUAUUAAUGAAGCUUAGGAAACCUAGGAUUACGGCCACAAUUUGGUCCUCAGGAAAAGUUAUUUGCACAGGAGCCACAAGUGAAGAAGAAGCUAAAUUUGGUGCCAGACGAUUAGCUCGUACUUUGCAGAAACUAGGUUUUCAGGUAAUUUUCACAGAUUUUAAGGUUGUCAAUGUUUUAGCGGUGUGCAACAUGCCCUUUGAAAUCAGAUUGCCAGAAUUUACGAAGAAUAAUAGACCUCAUGCUAGUUAUGAACCGGAGCUUCAUCCUGCAGUGUGCUACAGAAUAAAACCUCUCAGAGCUACCUUACAGAUUUUUUCAACAGGAAGUAUCACAGUAACGGGGCCAAACGUAAAGGCUGUUGCCAGUGCAGUGGAACAGAUUUACCCAUUCGUGUUUGAAAGCAGGAAAGAAAUUUUAUAACUCACCACUUAAUGGUUAGGUUCCCUAACCAAGCACCUUUAAAGACUGCUGCACAUUGGACUAAAAGCAAAAAGGGAAAACUGGACCAACAAUAGCUGAGGAAAUACAGACUCUUUUACUUGUUCAUUGCCGCAGUGUAAAUUCCAGUCCCUUCAGAUUUUAUUUUGAACAGUGCUGUAUUGUAAAAACAAAAGUUUACAAGAUACGAAAUUGCUGCUUUUAAAAAGACGUUCUAUUUAUUUUUGCAGUAAUUUCUGUGUAUUCAUUAGCAAACUUGUCACGAUGUGCACUACCUUUCAAACUUUUUUUUUUUUUUUUUUUUUUUUUUUUUAGUUUGAGCUUGUGUUUUAUUUGUGAAUAGUCUUUUACAUUUUUGUAUGCUGAAUAUUGGGCACCAAAGAAGCUGUAAAAGUUAUCUUUUUCACUUGAUGAAUGUGCACAAAUAAAAAUUUGGAAAAUCUCUCUUAAUACCUGUUGUUAUAUUCCUUUUCUCAUUUUCUAUUACAAUUAAAAUUGUAUAGUUGCAAAUUAAUUUGGAAACAAUGUAAGUGUAGUCCCUUGCUGAUACUUAUGUUCCUACUUGUAGUGUGUAUGUAUAAAGUAAUAUGCAGAGGGCUAGACUGAAAUCAGUGGUAGUUGCAUACAUGUAUCAGAGGGCAGAAGUUAGUUUGUAUUCUUAGUUUCUCUUAACUAAAUGCCAGUUUUUAACGGUUUUCUUGCUGUCGUGUUGAAGGGAAUAUGCUUCUAAGCAUAAUGGCCGAUGAGCUUUCAUCUUUAGGUGAUGGAAAAAGCUUACAUUCUGAAGAAGCCUCAGUGGAAAAGACAAGCAACCCUUGUCUACUGGUUGGAUGUGAAAAACGAGCCAUCUCAUGAGCUUGUUCCUGGUGACUGACCGUGAAGGAAAGAUCAUCUUCUUGGAGCUGAAGCGAAGCAAUGUAAUUACCAUGCUAUUUAUGAAGGACUAACCAAGUCCUGUGUCAUUGGUACUGCAUAAUAGUAUUAUCCUGACAAGAACUGCCAACAAGCAACAGAGCUUGGCUCUCGCAUGUAAUUUCAUUGGUAUUAAUUUUGGACUUGAAAGCCAGUAUUUAUCCUCUUAAUACAUGCACAUAUGGAACACAGGAGGGGUGAAUACUUAAAGUAAAUGAAAACGUUACUUUUAAAAGUUACAGUAAAUAUGUAUAAAUGUAUAUAUGUCUAUUUUCCCAUUUGAACCUUCAGAAAUUAACACAAAAUGCAUAUUUGGUGCUGCAGGUGGUAUACAACCUUAACUCGAGUCAUAAAAAAUAUACUGUGAACAUCCGUAGUACGUGAAAUCCAUAAAUGUGAAACAAAAAUAAAGCACUCUAAAGAAAUCAUAGCUAAAGCACAGCAGCCUACCCUUUAUCCUGUGUGUAGAGAAGAAAUGGAAGGAGUUGGGAGCAGCCAUUGUGUCUUCAUGUGGAAAUGGCAAAGGAAGGGAAACAAACAGUAAAUAUACAGUCAAGGUUGGUAGAGGAAAAGAAUAUCCAGCAGUGAAAAGGCAGAAUAAAUUACUGGUAGCCAAAGGCAUUAAGUGAAAUAAGAAUGGUUUUUACAGUUAUAUCAAUGAAGGUUGUACGUGAGGGUAGAGAGAGCAUGUCUGGCCUUCAAUAAAUGUGAGAAACUAAACUGAGUCUAAAAUCACUGAGAAAUAUUUUUAAAAUGUAUCUUUAAGCAACUGAAGAGAAAUAUGUCUGUACAGAUGUUGGUUAAAAGGCAGUUAAAGGAAUACUUGCAAACACAAAUUGGCAUGUUUGUAUAAUAUCUUAUGGAUUCUACAGUGUCUUGAACCAGUGGGAGUUAUUUGAAAAGUCAUGGAGAACAACGGCGGUAACAAGAUGAGGGAGGAAGUGGGAAGCAAAUGUAGCCAAUCUUGUUCAUUACUGUUAAGUAAAUGUGCCUAAUAAAAUUAUGUAUCAACUGUCUUAA
Messenger RNA from Chelonoidis abingdonii (Abingdon island giant tortoise), 2732 nucleotides. RefSeq names its product TATA-box binding protein like 1 (gene TBPL1). Gene Ontology annotation, molecular function: DNA binding. Gene Ontology annotation, biological process: DNA-templated transcription initiation. NCBI's taxonomy places the organism in Eukaryota, Metazoa, Chordata, Testudines, Testudinidae. The record is from RefSeq and is a predicted model, not a curated record.